UCGCACUCGAGAUCAUUGCGUUCCUUAACGUAUAGCUGUCUAUGACAUCUUGACUAUCUUUUUUUCAUCAUCAGCAUCGUUGGCCUUGUCAGGCACUCCCACCAACUCUAGAAAUUGAAUGUGAACUUGUGGUUUGUCUCUAGCUAUUUCUUCUCGUUUCGGUCCAGUUCUACACCAUUUGAUAUUAUCCCCCUUGGGACCUCUUUCCGUACCUGGUCACAUCCGUGACUCGGACCUCAAGCUUGAUAUACAAACGUGCUGAACUGUCUACCCAAGCAGUUUCUGGAUCAAAACCUACCAGUACUCGAAAAUGUUCGGAGCAUUCGUCCCCACGCGGCCGCUGAUACCCGAGCUCACCACGGUGUCGCCAAAUCAGUUUGCGAUUUCCAUUCCGACUCAGCCACCGUUUCACAAUGUAGGUGUGUUUCUCCAUCCCAACCAGCAACUGCCUCCGGACACCGCAGCCGGGGUGUAUAUGCAGCUUCCAGGCGAGCAAGGCUUCAAGUUCCUCGGGGCCAUCGCCAACGAGAAGCCCUCGGCGUUGUUCAAAGUCAAUAUAUCUGACAACCAGGCUCCGGGAGAAAUCAACCUGGGCAUUUCGGUCGAACCAGUUCAAAACAUUCAGGCUCUCCUGGCAGAACUGAAACAGUCCUCUCAAGGCUCGAGUUCCACUGCGGUCACCAAACGUCCGCCAGAUACCCGAGUUUUGGCCCAAAGGAUCAUUCAGAACGCCUACAACUUUACAUCAAGUUUUGCCGGUAACCUGGCCAAUGGGGUUGAAGUCAUUCCGUUAAAGAGCUUUCAGGAAUGGUGGGCCAAAUUCGAGCGACGAGUUCAAAAUGAUCCGAGUUUCCUGGAAAGAGAAGUUGAUUGAUUCCAAGCUCAAACAAUCAAGGUCCGUGGCAGAUACAGCGCCAGCAGAACUUCGAUGUCCAGUAUUUAUUUUGCAGGGACGUUUACCUGCCUCUAUCAGCGCGAUAUGCAUGUGCACCAACCCGGCUCUCAGAAGGGAAGUGCCUGGAUCUCAUCUUUGCUCCAAUACCUCCUCAUAUUGUCAGCACCAAGAUCUCUCACUUCAUCCUCCAAAUGGGCCCAAAGGACCUCGCCGAAGCUGUCCAUAAUUGACUUCAUCUCAGCCAACCUCAGUUCGAUCUCGCCAUCUUGACACUUUCCCAAAUACUCUUGCAACUUGUCCAAGCCAUCGUGGAUGAGGGCAUGUUGACCAAUCAAAUGCUCGUCAUCCCUAAACAUGGGCAUUCGCUCCGCGAGGGGAGGAUAGAAUUCCUGUUCUUCAAUCAUGUGAUGCAUGGUGAUCAUACGACACAGAUUGAGGCCUUGGGCGAUGAACGACCGAAUCGACAUGCCCUGGGGUCGCGACCCCGUGCAACACGCAUUGUAUAGCAUGUUCCAUACUUGUCGAAAAUGGUUAUGCUGGAGAGGGACAAAAGUCAUUUCAUGUCAGCAUGGUGAUAUCAAAAUAUGAUCGGCAUCAAAAGGCUAGAGCCGUGGAGCCAAGGAGAAACACGUACAUAUCGUUCCAUGAGGGAGGCCAAGCGGUUAAACACGUGAAAGUCCUGCAUGGAGAGUUUCGGCAAAGGAGGAUGUGAUUGUGAUUGUGCUGCCGGAACUUCACCCUUUGACUUGCUUGCUUCACACUCAGGAAUUGGUGGCGGUUCUGGUCCGGCCAUUGGAGACGACAUGCUGUAUGAAGCAGCCGAGAUGCGAUUGGGGUUGCGGCCCUUCAAUGCAACUUGUGGUCUUGAAAAUCGCAAUGCGGUCUUUGGUCGAACUAGAACUACCGCUCUCCACAUACACGGGCGAUGUGUAUGUGUGUGUCAGAGGAAGACACAAUCAGUUCUUCUGGUGGAAUUUGCUAUUGGUGGGCUUGAUUCAAUGUCUCGCUUGACAAGAGAAAUAAAGUCGUGAUGUCGAUAGUGAGAAUAUUCUUCAGUCAGGGUCGCGGUUGGGGUAUCCGAGUUGAGUAAGCAAUUUGAGCCUUGUGAGAUAUACGUCAAGCCCCAGAUGCGCUACCGAGGCGGUUUCGAUAUUUAUAUCAACCUCCAUGGCAGCCUCUCCCAGCAUUCUGGGCAACCAGUGCGGAGUAUUGGUGGCGUUAGCACUGAAGAGGCGGCGACCAUUAGAAAUUGCACCGUCUCCCAAUGGACACUUCUAGAGCGGGGCAGAUGUCACGUGGAUAUCCUCUCGGGCGAGAGACAUCUCUUCUGACCAACUGGCGCACGGGGCGGUAAACUUAUGAUGGAUAGGAGACCACGGAGACAUGACUUUUGAGUUUUUGCAAAGGUGGUCUUGGGGACUACUUGGUUAUAUCAUAACUCAUGACAUGUACACUAAAGAGAUGGAACUCGGGCGACAUUUCCCGAGUUACCGUGACUAUAGUUGAAUUUCUGGCGCCAGCAGCCUCAUCCAC
Molecule: messenger RNA, 2428 nt
Organism: Exophiala mesophila
Lineage: Eukaryota; Fungi; Ascomycota; Eurotiomycetes; Chaetothyriales; Herpotrichiellaceae
Exons: 1
Coding region: 311-874 (187 amino acids)
Biological process (GO): protein import into nucleus
Cellular component (GO): nucleus; cytosol
Molecular function (GO): nuclear import signal receptor activity
Source: RefSeq, a predicted model, not a curated record